This is a messenger RNA of Papaver somniferum (opium poppy), 1765 nucleotides long. Its product is annotated as LOB domain-containing protein 18-like. Lineage: Eukaryota; Viridiplantae; Streptophyta; Magnoliopsida; Ranunculales; Papaveraceae. The transcript is spliced from 2 exons. Gene Ontology annotation, cellular component: nucleus. Gene Ontology annotation, biological process: positive regulation of DNA-templated transcription; hormone-mediated signaling pathway. The record is from RefSeq and is a predicted model, not a curated record. The coding region runs from base 609 to 1352 and encodes 247 amino acids.
AGAUCAACUGAUGAAUUGAAUAGUUGUAGUCACAGUGAUGUGAGAGAUAUUAUUGAUCCAUCAGAGUUUGCUACGUUUAACGCAUGUUUGCUUCACGCAAGCAGCUAAAAAAGAUGGUUGCUGCUGCUGCCUUCGUCGCGUGGCUUUAAAGAUUUUUCUCUUUCACAAGUACUAUUACCUAUAUUAUUCCUAUAAUUAUUUAGAAGAUUUUCAUUUUUUUUUUCUUUUUAAAUUUUUUUUAACAAACCCCAAAACUUCAACUACUCCUACCUAGCUAGCUACUAGAAAUUAAAUCUUUCCAUAUUUCUAUACCAUCUUGCCUCCCCUCCUCUCUCUUUGUCUCUCUCUCUCUCUAAAUCAACAGUACUAGACAGGAUUCAAUCUGCAAACCAAUUUGCUUCAUGGGUUAUCUCUUCACCAGUUCCAAAGAGCCACAGAGUCAAUAUAAAGUAUAAACAAAUCUCGAUCUCUUUAAUAGUAGUUGAAAUUGAACUAAACUGCCUCUUAUUAAUUUCUAGCUCCGGUGUAGUAUCUACAAAGAACGUUUGCCUCUUGGGUUUCUCUCUCUUGCUCUAGCUAUAGCUAUACUAGUAUUAGGGUUUGCAAAAAUGAGUGCAAAUGCAUGCAGUAGUAGUGGUGGUGGUGGAGGAGGUAGUAGUGGUUGUGGCAGUGGUGGAAAUAGUAGUGGUGGUGGACCAUGUGGUGCAUGCAAGUUUUUAAGAAGAAAAUGUGUAAAUGGAUGUAUAUUUGCACCUUACUUUGAUUCAGAACAAGGUGCAGCACAUUUUGCAGCUGUUCAUAAAGUCUUUGGUGCUAGUAAUGUUUCCAAACUACUAUUACAUAUACCAGUUCAUCGUCGUCUUGAUGCCGUUGUUACUAUUUGUUAUGAAGCUCAAGCUCGUCUUCGUGAUCCUGUUUAUGGUUGUGUUUCUCAUAUCUUUGCUCUGCAACAACAGGUGGUGAAUUUACAAGCAGAGUUAACUUACUUGCAAGCUCACCUUGCAACAUUAGAGCUUCCAUCGCCGCCACCAUCACUUCUCUCGCCGCCACCGCUUUCCAUAUCCGACUUGCCAUCAGCAGCUACUAUGCCAGCGACUUUCGACUUGUCAGCUCUUUUUGACCCUCUAGUGCAACCACCAUGGACAAUGCAACAGCAGCAGCAACAACAAUCAAGACAUAGUACAGAUAUUGUUCAACAGUUUGGAGGUGGUAUUAAUAGGAACCCGAACGAUAUUUCGUUAGCUGGAGGGAAUGGUGAUCUUCAAACGUUGGCGCGUGAACUCCUCCAUAGAAACGGUUCAUUAGGGGUCUCAGCACCUUUGGCCGGUCCUUCAGCACCACCACCUAAAUGAACAUACUGGAACGCGAAUGAAUAGUACUGUUCUUUGGUAUACCAACUAACCCUAAUGAGAUUAUUGUUACAUGAAGUCUGAUUACGUGGUUUUUUCCUUUAGGGUUGUUCUUUCAUCCAUGGCAUGGUUAAGUAUGAAUUUCACACAUGGAGUCAUGUCGUUCCGAGCUUGGUUCAACGGAUUGCUCGAGUUUCAUAACCAGUGUAAAAUGUUUCGGGUCACAUUGGGUUGAUUCUCUGAAUUCGUUCAUUUUUACUAAUAUCAGCUGAUAUUUUCAACUCUCUUGCAAGCUUUACCUUUCAGAUGUACUGAUUUUUUUUAUUUAGAAUAACUGAAUACCUUUCAGUCUGUUCGUUUUCAGAUUCCGAACUGUUUCUGAAAUAUAUUCAAAAAGGUUACCCAUUUUCAUCUAA